GGCGCCAUGAUCGCCCAGUCUCGCGCCGACCGCCACUGUGGACGGACGAUUGUUGUUUGUUAUAAUGCGAUCGGAAAAAUAAACUAGUUUUGCUUCGAACCGACCGGCUAUUCUGUGCGUUGUGGACAAAAACUGUUGUGAACGUGUUCUUUUAUCGAUUAAACCGUUCUGUAGCCGUUGACUUUAGUGGGAACAAAGGCUUAGUUUUAAGGUGAACGUACGUUGGAUCUCGAAAACAAGGUACCGUCAUACCGUUUGAUUGCUGUUUGCCAAUGCCAAUCGGAGAUUCAGAUACAAUUGGAGCGGACGAGGCACGCUGGCCGACAACCAUGAAUUAGAUAUCGCUCACAACGAUAUCAAACGGAUGCCGGUUUCCUGAAGAUGGCCUCACGCACCCCGUCCCUUGAGUCGCUGCCCGGUGCCAACUCUAUAGGUUCGCUGGAGCGUGGCUCCUUAUCGCCCCUGACCUUGAGCGGAUCCUCGCCCCCUGCGAGCGACUCCGCCGUAUGUGACCUCCGCGACUUCGACGGCCUCGACACCACCUGCGCAAUCUGCCGAGAGACAUUCGUCGACCCCAAAGUACUCAACUGUUUCCACACAUUCUGCCGCGGGUGUCUGGAACGCGAGCAAACCCACCCCGACAAAGUCACCUGCGUCACUUGUCGCGUAGACAGCCAACUCCCGGCCGCCGGUGUUCCCGGACUACUGACGAACCUCGUCAUCGCCGCUGCCGUCGAGCAGGACGCUGACCUUCUUCCCUCCGCUCGCCAGACGAGCUCGCCCUCAGCUCGCUGCACCGGCUGCAAGUCCAAGGAGUCCGACGCCGUCGCGCGCUGCGUCGACUGCGCCAACUUCCUCUGCCCCAACUGCGUCAUGGCACACCAAUUCAUGCACUGCUUCGAAGGCCACCGCGUGCUCGCCUUCACAGACUUGAAAGACGACAAAGGCAUGCUCGCCUCAACCCUCACUGCCAGCGGCGACAAGACUUCGUUUUGUCCCAGACACAAAAACGACAUCCUCAAAUACUUUUGCCGCACGUGCUCCGUGCCAGUGUGCAAAGAGUGCACCAUUAUAGAGCAUCCUGCCGCUUUGCACGAGUGCGAACACCUGUCCGACGCAGGCCCUAAACAACUGGAACUAAUGCAACAGGCGGUCAACGAAGCUAAAACGCGUGCGACGGAAAUAAGGCACGUCGUUAAAACGGUAGAACAUUCCGCGGGAAAAUUACAAGUACAAUACCACAAAGCUCAAAAUGAAAUAAACGAUACGUUCCAAUUCUACCGCUCUAUGUUAGAAGAGCGUAAACAAGAGUUACUCAAAGAGCUCGAAAGCGUGUUUUCGACAAAACAAAUCGCUCUCACCGUGGUCGGGCAGAAGGCCCAAGAAACGGUUGACAAGAUUUACCAAACGUGUGACUUCGUUGAGAAAUUGACAAAAUGUGCAAACAUUGCCGAGAUUUUAAUGUUUAGAAAAUUACUCGACACGAAAUUACAAUCUUUGAUGAGCACUAAUCCAGAACAGAGUGUCCAAACUGCUUGCGAACUUGAAUUCGUCUCAAACUAUCAAGCAAUACAAGUAGGUGUGAGAAACACAUUCGGAUACGUACGCUCAAGUUCCGAAGCGAACAUUGGUCCCACUAAACAACCGCCCAUUGCGCGUCCAACAAAUGGCUCUCUUUUAAACGGAGGUUCGUCCUCAAGCAGCAGCAGCGUUAAUGGAAGCUCUGGGAGUCUCAACGGCGGCAUUCAUCUCCCAACUGGACUCAACGGCGUAUUGGAUCGCCCAUACACCAAUGGAUUACUCGGCCCGGCUAGCCAGUCGACAUCUCCAUUCGAUUCAAACAUAAUAUCGAAAAGAUUUAAUAAUCCAAGCACGCUUGGACCGUUUUCUUCUGCCAUUGGGGACAUUAACUUGAACGGUAUAAACCCAUACGAGAAAUGGUCGAACGGUGGAUGUGACUCUCUUUUCCCGCCAGCGACCGCAGAUCCAUAUUCGCUGACGAGCGCUGCACAUAACGACCCUAUCCUCGAUUUGACAAACAAGCUGAUUUCCACAGCUAUUUUCCCCCCGAAAUCUCAAAUAAAGCGACAGAAGAUGAUUUACCACUGCAAAUUUGGUGAAUUCGGUGUUAUGGAAGGCCAGUUCACCGAACCCAGUGGAGUAGCCGUCAAUGCUCAAAACGAUAUAAUUGUCGCCGACACAAAUAAUCACAGAAUACAGAUAUUCGACAAAGAAGGCCGUUUUAAAUUUCAAUUCGGUGAGUGCGGAAAGCGCGACGGCCAGCUUUUAUACCCGAACAGAGUAGCCGUAGUACGCACUUCAGGUGACAUUAUCGUAACGGAAAGAUCACCGACGCACCAGAUACAAAUAUACAACCAGUACGGUCAAUUUGUGAGGAAAUUCGGCGCUAACAUUCUUCAACAUCCGCGCGGAGUCACAGUCGACAACAAAGGGCGAAUCGUCGUCGUCGAAUGUAAAGUGAUGCGCGUCAUUAUUUUUGACCAAGUCGGUAACGUUUUACAGAAAUUCGGCUGUUCAAAGCACCUGGAAUUCCCUAACGGAGUUGUGGUUAACGACAAACAGGAGAUAUUCAUCAGUGACAACCGAGCGCAUUGCGUCAAAGUUUUCAACUACGAGGGCAUUUAUUUGCGUCAAAUCGGUGGGGAAGGCGUAACCAACUAUCCAAUCGGCGUAGGGAUUAACGCCGCUGGAGACAUCCUCAUUGCUGACAACCAUAAUAACUUCAACUUGACGAUAUUCACGCAAGACGGCCAGCUGGUGUCAGCGCUGGAGAGCAAGGUGAAGCACGCGCAGUGCUUCGACGUGGCGCUGAUGGAUGACGGCUCGGUGGUGCUGGCCAGCAAAGACUACAGGCUGUACAUCUAUCGCUACGUGCAAGUGCCGCCCAUAGGCAUGUGAGCCUCCCGUGGGGAUCACAGGAGAUCAGAAUGACCGACGAACUGCAAGCCAAAAUUCGACACUCGAAAACGUAAAUAACUCCUAAAUGAUGUAAUAUUCUAACCGAAAGUGUCAAUUGGAAACUAGCUGAAGUGAUGACGCGAUGACAAAUGGAACUUAUAAGGUUUUGUGCAUGUGGUACGGAAGCGGCUGGCUCGGUGUGAUCGAUGAACUCUCUGCGAGGAUCUGUCGAGUUCCAGCGCGAAAACUGAUUACAUAAUGUCUUGACGAAACUGUAAUGAGAUUAGCUGUAGUAUUGACACUGUUAUAAUGAGUACCUAUUUGAAGAGUAGAGAUUAUUCCGUUGGCUCGAUCCAGUAAAACGAAAGGUUCUCGACCCUUAUCAUUUUUUGAUCUAUUGAAUAAUAUUUUUUCAUAUCCCACAUCGUUAAAUUAGGGAUGAAUAUUAAGGGCGUUUGUAUUAUUUAGCCCAUUUGUUGGACCAAUAUUUUAACUAUUAUUACUUAAAAAUUGUUAGGCAUUAAGCGUGUGAUUUUAUUGUAAUAAGAGAGCAUCGAGCGGUAUUGUUGUUAGUUUUAAGUAUAUUCUUCGGCACAAUUGCACUUCCUGUUUUUAAUUAGCACUUAUUCUGUGUCGAUGGAAACAUGAUUAUGAAACUAAGUAAGAAGUUGUUACAUUAUUAUUAGGUAAGUGUUAAAUUGAUUGAGCUAAUAUGGACAAUCUUAAGUUACUACCCAUUUUGAUGUAGUUGCAAAAUUAUUAGGGAAAUGUGAUGUUAGGGGUUUUAUCAAUGACAAAGUUGACUGCGGCGUUCCUUACGCAUACGAUGGCUCAUUAGAAGACGAAUAAUGAGGUCGCAUCGUUAAGUAAACUGAAUUACAUGCAGCAUCACAAAGUGGCAAGUGAUCGCAAAUGUUUUAUAACCCUCAACCAGUUUCCAGAAGAUUAAGUUACGCCGGUCUUUUGACUAAGAUAACCUUGAGUAUUAUAAAGCAUUUUAGACUAACUGAUAGCGAUGAUUAUUAGAUUAAUUCUUGAACUAUCGGAUAAUAGGGUAGUUUCCUGUUUGAUUUAGUGCAUUGUUUUACGCGCAUAGCAAAUACUUGCAUAUAUUUGUAACAAAGACCUUGAACCUGAACCAUCAUGUUCAAACGACAUCAAUAUUUCUGUGAAAUGAGAAAGGAAAUCGAAUUUUUAAAUUACGGACGAAUAUUCGCACUUAACGCAUGAAGUGAUAUCACGCCUUGCGUCGUGUACUGUUUUCUGUCAAUCGACAAUUACUCCAGCUCUUUAAAACUUGCCAAAAGCUUAACAAACGCUUCUACCUUUUUUAGUUAAAAAACUGUCUCCUUUCUGUUUUGGACAACUUUCUAAUAAAGCAAAUCGAAUAGACUACCCUAUUGUUGGAAGACAGUUUCCUUCAUCUCGACCGCUGACGUCAUUACCGCCUAGUCACUGAGAGCCCACGGAUCCAUAAAUUCCUCAAAUACGUUGUUUUAUUUUAACAAUUAGUAACUUUUGGUUGAUAAUAAUUAAUAUUGUUCGUUUUUAUACAAUUCUUAAGUAAGUAUUUUGAUGUUUUUUUUUUAGUAAUUGGACACGGUAGUAACUAGCUGAGCACUUUAGCCUAUGGUCGUCUCGCUAGACUUUAUUACUGAUAUUUUACUGAGAUUCUAAGACGUUAGGGCACCAUGCGAUUGCGCUGUUAGCAUUUUACUACUUAUUAGAGUAUUAUAGUUUGCUCGGUAUACAAAAUAAUUAUACAAUUUGUUAUUCUGGUAAGAUAUUUUUAUAUGGAAACAACUUUAUUUUUGUAGCAGUAGUAUUAUACGGUGCAUGUGUAACGUUUACUUUCUUUUGUAUUUUAUGAAUAUUAUUACGCUAUUAUUAUUUCUUUAAUUACAAUGCAGUGUGUUUGAGUGUGUUAGCAGAAUUAUUUUAGUUUGAUUUCAUUAGUUUUGAUUUUUUUUAGUGAAUAAUUAUUAUUUUAGUGUUUUUUUUUUAUUUGCUGAAUCUAUGACAAUAAAAAGAUCUGACACGAUCCACGCUCUACUCGUAGGUAUCGAUGAGAUCCUUUUUUUAAUUAUUGAUCUGCAUAAGUUUAAUUUUUUAUUUGCGUAACGAUUUGGUGAUAUUCCUACGUUCUUAAUUAAAAUAUCUCAUUUUUAUAUAUUUAUACGAAGAGCGUAUUGAAGCCACGUCGGUCUUUCGCAGCCGGUUACACCAAUAGUUCGCUUGCAUACCUGCGUAACAUGUGCCAUAAAACCAUGUUGUGAUUUAAUAAGUGAUAUUUAGUGUUGUUUGUAAAUAUGUACCAUAAUCUCCUGAUUUAUUGAAUUUAAUCGUAAGUUAAUCCACCCGAUACUCUUCGAAGAUUUCACGUGUUCCAAUUGUUAGUGCGAAGUGAUACCACAAAACAUUUCAAUGAUUGUAUCAUUUAUAAUGUGACGAAUGAAUUUAUUGUUACUAUUUUUUUGUUGACUCUUUAUGAAUUACAAUAGUUUCCUUUACGUUAAGUUGCUGAUUACUUGCGCUAACCGUUGAACGUUUAAAGUCAACAUUAUCGAUGAUUUUAUAUUCUUUGCAUUUUGCAACCUAUGGCGUCUCGCGCUGCCUAUCGUACAGACGUGGCUUCGAUCGCUAGUUUAUUGAUCAGUAGAACCACUAGAUUAGGUGAAGUAGAAUUUAUUGUCCAGUCCUUAGUAUCCAAAUUUCAGUGAUGAAUCGCCAAUGAUUUUAUGUAUAGACUACCCUGUUCCUAGUAAAUUAUUGUCUUUCGUAAGAUCGGAUAAAAUGUUGUAUUUCACUUAAUCUACUGUGAUAUAAAGUAAAUUGUUUGUAAGCUAUGUAAUGUUUGAUUUUUUUUUGCCAUCGCAAUGUCUGCUUCACUUCAGAUUGUUUGGGCGUAUGUAGCACUGGAAUCCACUUUCAAUUUGAAAGUGUUCACAUGAUUUUCAUCACUGCAUUUGGUGUCAGUGGCUACAUCGUCCUUAGAAUCUGAUGUUAUGCCGGAAACAUCGGGGCUAAUUACUUAGAAUUUACAACCCAAAAUAUCAUUCGUUGUUUGCAAUUGUUUGUCUUCAACGAGUGUUUCAAUUUUGGUCAAAACAUACGCUUUUACUUAACUGAAAACUUUCAACGUAUUAUAUUUAUACUAAGUACCUAUAGCAUAGUGUAUCGAAAUUCUAUGUAAGGAUGUGCAACUUAUGACAACUGCUCCAUUCGUUUUUAUUAUUAUCUGUAAUCCAAUUAUUUUUGUUUUUAUCACUUGCAGUAAUUAUUAUUAGUUAUUUACCUGUAAAGGUGGCAGGUGUAAAUUUUUGUUUGAUUUAUUAUUCACACAAUUACCUUUUUGCAUAAUAUAUUAAGUAGUAUUUUUAUAUUAUGAAAAACAAUUCAUUCUUAAAAUUGCAUUUCUAAAGCUCGAGGACUGAUUAAAUUUGAAAUAUGUUUUGUCUUUAAAUAUAUUUUGUCGAUGUUUGUUGUUAUAACUAUUAUAUUUUUUUAAUUAUUUGUAUAAACAAUUGUUCUUUAAAUUAAUGUACGUCGUUUUGUUUUGAAUUAUUUUUGUUGUAUACUUGCUUUUUUAUAAUAAUACCAGUUCAUUGCAGUUA
Molecule: messenger RNA, 6533 nt
Organism: Bicyclus anynana (squinting bush brown)
Lineage: Eukaryota; Metazoa; Arthropoda; Insecta; Lepidoptera; Nymphalidae
Gene: brat
Product: brain tumor protein
Exons: 5
Coding region: 382-2919 (845 amino acids)
Biological process (GO): negative regulation of translation
Molecular function (GO): mRNA 3'-UTR binding; zinc ion binding; protein binding
Source: RefSeq, a predicted model, not a curated record